AUCGUGAGCUUCUCCCUGACCGGGAAGUCAGCCAACAUUCGCCGUUACUUGGCUCGCAGUUCUCGAACGCAGUGUUCGCGGGGGCGAGCGACGUCUUGGUCGGUUGACGAUCGACGUUUGGCUGUAGCCCUAUGGCUCGCCAGAAUUUCACCCAAUCAUAUAAGAGAACGCGAUGGGUGCUCGACGAUCGACUGAGAGAUCGCUGAACUGAGGACGUCAACCUCAAUGCCAACUGUUUACGACCAUGAGCAUAGAUGCGAUUCAGUCGAAAGUCGAUGCCGAAUACAUUGGGACCAAGAGUGCAUGAGAGUGAAUCCAUUGAUCAAUCAACCUAUCGUGCUGAUUAGAACCAGAGGAUGUGUGCCAAUUGGACCCCUAUGACACCUUAUCGUACCCCACAGACACAUCAUUCCAGAUCAUUUGAACCAUCCUUGCAUGACCUAAAUGAGUUGUCUCAACAAAGUGGGGACGGAUCCGUCAACGGGAGCGGAGGUCAGAUUUCCACCAAGUCCACCAAAGGAGCCAGCAAAAUGCGCAGGGACAUGAUCAAUGGUGAGAUUGCCAACUUGCGGGAUCUACUGCCCUUGCCCACAUCCACUCGCCAGAGGCUGUCCCAGUUACAACUCAUGGCCUUGGUGUGUGUCUACGUACGAAAAUCGAAUUACUUUAACCAAGUUUUCAAGUCUUUGGGACGCGCUCCAACCCUGUUUCACACGCCCUCAUUUGGAUUCUCCAAGGCCAUGAGUGGUUUUCUCAUGAUGUCCACGCAAAGUGGGAAACUCCUAUACAUUUCAGAUAAUGCCGCCGAAUAUUUGGGUCACUCUAUGGAGGAUCUCUUGAUCCACGGGGACAGCUUGUACGACAUCAUUGAUAAACAGGACCACGCUACGCUUCAGUCCGAACUCACCAAACGACCCACGAAUGGCGACAAUUACGCCGACGGGAGUGAUUAUAAAAUCUUCCUCUGUCGGAUGAAUGUGACCAGGAACUCCCGGCGGCAAAUGCGGUUUGGCGAUCAAAAGGUGGUUCUAAUUCGAGGGAAAUUCUCCGGUGUACUGCCUCUGUGUUCGCGAAAUGAGAACGUAUUCUUGUCUUGGUGCACCCCGAUUGCCAUGCCCGAAACACGAGAGUCCAUCGUUCAAGGAGCCACUAAUAUCUUCACGUCCGUUCAUGAAUUGGAUAUGAGGAUCGUGUCGAUUGAUGGAAAUGGCGAGUAUUAUUUGGGUUACAAGUCAGCCGAUGUGGUCGGAUUAUCGUGGUACAAUCUACUUCAUCCCGAGAGUGUCAAGGACAUUGAAACCAAACAUAGGCUAAUAACCCAGUCCGAAAGUGAUCGCUCUUGCAUUUGCCUGGUUCGCUUGCAACAAGCCGAAGGCACAUGGAUCUGGUGCCACACAGUCAUUCAAUUGCGCGAAGCCGGUGACACGGAUCAAAAUCCGAAUAUCCUAUGCACCCAUCAGAUUCUCAGUGCGGAGGAGGCGGGUGUGAUGCAAUCGAAUGGCUGGUUGUACCAUUACUACAUGCUUCACAAUCGGCUUCAAUAUAAUCUGGCGUACGGAGGUCAUCCAGGCAGCUUAUCUUCGAUCUACCCUCAAAUGUUGCACAUGUUGCCUCCACCUGCCACCCAGCCCUAUGACGAAGACUUCAAUGAAAACAUGUACGAUAUGCACAUGGAAUUUGAGCAAGGUCGGGCCGAGGCCUUGGCCUCCAUGUUUCAUCCCAUUAAACCCUCGUUCAAGAGCUUUAACAACGGUCGGAGUGCUUCGCCCACGGGCGGGAUCUACCGCAUGCCCGACAACGUUCAAAGGCCAGAUUUGGACCGGAGUCGAUCCAACUCUUGUUCCCCUGCCUCACCCAUGGGUGUGGCUAGUGGGCGAUCCGGUCGAGGGGUGGGCGGGCAUAAGAGUGACAAAAGCAGAGGAUCGCAUCAACGCCUGGGCUUGGAAGCCAGUCACAACGACAAGAACAACAAUCGAGAUUACCAUCACGACGAAGCGAGUACUUACACCUCUUUGGAAUAAGAGUCACUAUAGCUUUGAUAUGGGCCAGAAUGAAUAUGGUAUAUGUAAUAGCCACAUAUGUAUUUGAAAUAGAAAAGACCUGAAAAUGA
Molecule: messenger RNA, 2110 nt
Organism: Tigriopus californicus
Lineage: Eukaryota; Metazoa; Arthropoda; Copepoda; Harpacticoida; Harpacticidae
Product: PAS domain-containing protein cky-1-like
Exons: 9
Coding region: 357-2021 (554 amino acids)
Biological process (GO): regulation of transcription by RNA polymerase II
Molecular function (GO): DNA-binding transcription factor activity, RNA polymerase II-specific; protein dimerization activity; RNA polymerase II transcription regulatory region sequence-specific DNA binding
Source: RefSeq, a predicted model, not a curated record